AUGGCUUCUCACGGGUGCGAGAAGAGAGUCAGCGGCCAAUGCGGUCUGCCCGGCUCCAAUUCCAACGGUUUUGAAGAAAGAGAAGCCAACGAAGCAGCACGUCAAUCGUCAAAUCUGGGUGAAAAUGAUGCAGGAUUGACGGAAUUGGCGGUCCCACCCCCUGCUGCAGCGGGUGACGACAUGCGUGACACAUACGAAGAGGAGGAAGGGAAAGGGAAGAGGGCUUCUUUCUCCUUGAAGCGACAGAGUCGAGACGAUGCAGAUUUAACAGAACUUGCUGUACCUUCGCCCCUCGCACACCAUGGCACUUCUGGUGAAGAGGCUGGCAAUGUGGCUCCAGCCGACCAUGGAUUCACACACACGCGAGAUUCUUCUUCCACCCGUCCAGAAGAAGGAAGCCGACAACGACCGACCAAGGAUUUCUCCCCCUAUGCAGAAUUCUGUACGAUAAGCUGGCUGAUCUUCUUCGCCCUCCUGGGGACUUUGGCCCGACUGGGCGUACAAGCCAUCUCAACGUACCCAAAUGCCCCCUUCCUGUCCUCAGUCUUGUGGGCAAACCUAGCUGGCUCCUUCCUCCUCGGUUUUCUGCUCGAGGACCGACGCUUCUUUCGUUAUAGCGUGGAAGUCGACGACGAUGAGAAAGACGCGACGCCUGAGAUAGACAGGGCGAAGAAGACGUUGCCGUUGUAUAUUGGGUUGGCGACUGGCUUCUGCGGCAGCUUCACCUCUUUCUCGAGCUUCAUUACCGAUGCAUUCCUGGCACUUUCCAAUGGGCUGGUACCUCCCUCUCCAACAGCGCCGUAUCACGCCACGCAAUCGCCCAUUCACGCCCGGAAUGGUGGGUACUCUUUCAUGGCCGCACUGGCCAUUCUCAUCGUCCAAACAGCCGUCAGUCUGGGAGCUUUGAAGACUGGCGCUCAUCUCGCGGCAGCUGGCGAGCCCAUCUUCCCCAGUCUGCCUGCAACAUUCCUCCACCGCUUUAUAGAUUCCUUGUCGAUCCCUCUUGGGUGGGGAUGCUGGUUGGGCGCAGGUUUUCUCGCGAUCUGGCCCCCCUCGGACGACUGGCGACAUCGAGUCACAUUCGCACUCGUCCUUGCGCCACCUGGUGCACUCCUACGCUUUUAUCUGUCGAAGCACCUCAACGCCCGUAUCCCGGCCUUCCCACUUGGGACGUUCAUUGUCAACAUCUUCGGAACUGUCAUCGAAGGGAUGAGCAUGGACUUGCAGCACUCAAGCACGAUCAUGGCCAAGGUGGCCGGCUCAAAUGCGGUGCCGUGCGCGGUUUUGGAGGGUGUCGUGUUCGGAUUUUGUGGCUGCACCACGACAGUGAGCACAUGGGUGGCAGAAUUGAAUGGGCUGAGGCGCAAGCACGCUUGGUCCUAUGGCUUGGCUAGUGUAGCAAUGGCCUUGGCUUGUCAAGUGGUUAUAAUGGGCAGUAUGAUCUGGACUAAAGGUUAUGACCGACGCUGUUCGCAAAGCGCACAGUAA
This is a messenger RNA of Cladophialophora yegresii CBS 114405, 1488 nucleotides long. RefSeq lists its product as uncharacterized. The transcript has a single exon. Gene Ontology annotation, biological process: fluoride transmembrane transport. The record is from RefSeq and is a predicted model, not a curated record. Lineage: Eukaryota; Fungi; Ascomycota; Eurotiomycetes; Chaetothyriales; Herpotrichiellaceae. Gene Ontology annotation, cellular component: membrane. The coding region runs from base 1 to 1488 and encodes 495 amino acids. Gene Ontology annotation, molecular function: fluoride transmembrane transporter activity.